This is a messenger RNA of Vicia villosa (hairy vetch), 674 nucleotides long. RefSeq lists its product as uncharacterized. The transcript is spliced from 4 exons. Bases 173 to 349 code for a protein of 58 amino acids. Lineage: Eukaryota; Viridiplantae; Streptophyta; Magnoliopsida; Fabales; Fabaceae. The record is from RefSeq and is a predicted model, not a curated record.
UUCUCUUAUAACCAAGCAUGAACAGUGUUGCGAGUUUUCUUCUAUGUUUCAUUCUCUCUGAUCCUCUACGGAACAAGAUUUUCACUGUUUCUUUCAAUUUCUUAGCUCAAUUCAGCUUUGGAUUACAACUCUCCUUCACUGAGGUUAAAGUUGCUGGCCUUUACUGCAUGCCAUGGGAGCAAGAGGAGUAAUCGCAGACAAGUGGUCUAUGAGAGUUCUUUGGGCUUGUGCUAUUGGAAGUGCUGUUAGUCUGUAUAUGGUUGCUGUAGAAAGACAAAAACAAAAUCGGCAGAAGAUGUUGGCUGAAGGCUUGAGGGGAAUGGAGUUGGGGGAAAGCGAUGAUGUUUAAGCUGCGCCGUACUCUUAUGAAUACUCUUUAGUAACAUUUAGCAGAUUUUCAUUAGAAAAUAAUAGCUACAUUCAGCAGAUUUUAUUUUCUUUAGUUACAUAUGUUGGCUGAAAAAGGUUUAUGUGUUCAUGCCUCUCACAGACAGUACCCAUGUUGAUCUUGUAAGAUCCUUGGUGAGGGGUUUCCCAUUUUGGUAAGAUCCUUAGAUGCCAACAAAAUGGAAUACAUUUGUAUUCUAGAAAGUUUAAAGUUUGGGAACCUAUUUGUGACAAGAGAAAGUCACGAUCAACUUUGUUGAGAAAUAAAUCUAUUCUUACAAGUUUAA